Messenger RNA from Cydia pomonella (codling moth), 811 nucleotides. RefSeq lists its product as uncharacterized. NCBI's taxonomy places the organism in Eukaryota, Metazoa, Arthropoda, Insecta, Lepidoptera, Tortricidae. The record is from RefSeq and is a predicted model, not a curated record. The coding region runs from base 1 to 699 and encodes 232 amino acids. The transcript is spliced from 4 exons.
AUGUCUGACUCUGACAGCGAUAUCAUUAUUGCAAGUGCUGCAUUUAUUAUUUUGUCGCGAAAACUCAAAAAUAAAAGAAGGACGUUGGAUUUUGAUCAUUUACUAUCUCUGACCAGCGAAAAAAUUCGAAAAUCAAGUACGAAUUUUAGAGACUCGAUUCCUGCAUAUGACAGACUAGCAGUGACUUUGCGAUUUUUGGCAACUGGAGAUUCCUAUGGAAGCCUGAUGUAUUUUACUAAAAUGUCUAAAUCGACAAUAUGUAAUGCUAUAUCUGAAGUAUGUGCUGCAAUAAAUGAAGCAUUGCAAAACUAUGCUAAGGUAAGUAAAGUUAUUACUUUUAUACAUACCGACACACCUAUUAUCACGACCGUAAUUAUUAGUGAAAAUUGCAGUGAUGUUGAUUGUUGCCAUUGUGGUGUGGUGUUUCUUGACCCUACUGAAGUUGCAGGUUGUGAAUGUGUUGUUGAAUCUGACUGUAUCGUAACUAAUAUAUUGAAAUUUAAUGCUGCUCCGAAAUAUUUGAGUACCUUGGCCGCUACCAUAUAUCUGAUGGCGACUGUACAAGCACCUGUUAACAGCGGAAGCGACUUUUUUAAUUAUAAAUCCACAUUCAGUGUGGUGUUAAUGGCCAUAGUAGACGCUAACUACAAUUUUAUAUUCGCCGAUAUUGGUUGUCAGGGCAGAAUAUCAGAUGGCUGAGUUUUCAGAAACACUUCUUUCUAUCAGAAACUACAAAAUAAUGAAUUAAAUUUGCCCAAUGACCAAAGCCUUCCAGGAAGACAACAGAAUAUGCCAUUCGUAGUUGUAGCAG